AUGGCUGAGACUGAGCAGGGCCUAGAAAGCGUCCAUAAAAAGUUGGCGACCAAGAAAGAGGUCAGUGGCAAGGACAAGCCGUCAGCUCUAAGUUCACACUCGAUUGUGACGAUCAAGGAUGAGUUCCAGUUCCUCCAAGCACAGUACCACAGUUUGAAGUUGGAGUGCGAUAAACUGGCUUCCGAAAAGUCGGAGAUGCAGCGUCAUUAUAUCAUGUACUAUGAAAUGUCUUAUGGGCUGAACAUUGAAAUGCACAAACAGGCUGAAAUUGUGAAGAGACUGAAUGGGAUCUGUGCUCAGGUGCUGCCUUACCUGUCACAGGAGCAUCAACAGCAAGUCAUGGGUGCCAUCGAGAGAGCCAAACAGGUCACACCUCCUGAGAUGAACUCUAUCAUACGGCAACAGCUCCAGGUGCAACACCUGUCCCAGCUCCAGGGCCUGGCCCUGCCGGUGACCCCGCUGCCCCUGGGCCUCACCCCGCCGACCCUGCCUGCCGUGUCCUCCAGCUCCGGCCUGCUCUCCCUCUCCUCCAUCCUGGCCAACUACUCCCACGGCCAGCCCCAGGCGGUGAAGGACGACAAGGCCAGAGACGCCGCGGAGAGAGCGCCGAGAGGAGAGGACGGGGACAAGUCAGACUAGUGCAGGCAUGGCGUGGAGGUUUGGAGGAGGAAGGUAUGAGGUGUCAUUAGUGUCGAGGAGAGAGAGAGAGAGAGAGAGAGAGGGAGGGAGAGAGGAAAAAAAAAAAAGAAAGUUAAACUGUAAAUGGAAAAUGUAAGUCUGGCUGCCUGUCUGCUGAGUGUCGAUGUAGAAGAGUAACUGCAGGGAUGAGGACGGGGCAGGAACUUUUUUGGAUGUGCGGAGGAUGAAACUCCUGAAUGGCUGAGAGUUAAAUGUUCUUAUUAUUUAGUGGUGAUAGACUCGGUUCAGGCUUCUAGACUUUAAAUAGACGCUUUUUUUAGUGUAAGCCGUGUUUGUUAGGCUUAACCAAGAUAAAUGUUUUCCCAUUCGGAGAGAGCCGAGGACGAAACCUAACGGCAGCCUCCUGUCCGUGGAUCCGCCUCUCACAGAUUUAUUUUUCUUACUUCGUCUUCUUCUCUUUUUUUUCUUUUCUUUUUUUUUGUUAUCAGAUCAGUUUUCAGUGUUUAUUUUCCAUGUCCUUCGAUAGGCCCUCUGAUUGUUUCUCACUGGCCGCUGUCUGCCAGUCACAAUAAAUCAAUUUAACAACAUCUCACCUUCUUUCCUUCAAAUCACAAUAUCUCCAUCGCCUUUUUGUCCAUAAUGAAAUAUAAUGAGCGGAGGUGCUCGGAUCAGCCGUUAAUUUAUGCUCUCGGAGCCAAAAUUAAACCUUAGUCUGAUGUUACGUUGAACACAUUUAAAGGGACAUUUCACUCGUCAGGUGCAUUCGAGGCCUGCAGACGCAAACCAAUGGCUUUUUCACCAUUUUGGUUUUUCAUACGACCAACUACUGGGUGCAUCACCUGAGCUGUGUACCUCAGUCCCAGACAAACGGGACUUUCUUCCAUUAUAAACCUAUAGUUUGAACUAAUGGUAAGACGCCCGGCUUUGGAGUUAAUUUGUUUCGUAGGCCUAGCUGCCGCCGCUGCUAUGCGCUCUACAUGGGACGGACUUUAAAUGACACACUCUGGAAAAAAAGAAAAAAGAAAAAGAUUUUAUUUUGACAUGUUGUUUUCCUGAAGUAAGGCAGGAUAUGAUUGGCCCUUAAGAGGCGUCUGUGUGUUCGAGUGAAUGCGACUAGAAAGAAGAAAACACUUGUUUGUUUUACCUUUUGUAUUCUCCUCCUUCCUCCCUCUCUGCUCCCCGGUCUUGAACGGGAUUUAAAUUUCAGAAGCAGGUGGUUGUGACAGACAGAAACACAGUACUAUACCGACUCACUUUCCCUCCCGUUUUUUUUAUUUUUAUUUGUUGAUGAAGAUUGUGUGCUGGGUGAGCUGCUAAAGCUCUGUAAGCGACAACAAGUUGCUUCCACCCCACACAGUUACUACAACACCAGCCAGUUCUUUCAGGCCUUUUGCGAAAAUAAAAACCCAUCAAAUAACUGAAUUAACAUUUCCAACAUAAUGAAACACAAGCUGUGUCCGUACCACAUGCUAAUUCUACUCUUUUGGAUUACUAUACUUUUCUUGUACACAAGAAAUCAAAUGUACUGUUUUGUACUAACGGGACUUUACAUGUGUGUGUGACCACUGCAGACAUUUCCUUUGUGCAUUGCAUUGUGGGAGUAAAAAAAACAAAAAAAAAAAACAACAAUUUUGUCUCGAUUCUUCUGUUCUGCUCCUAUUUCUAAUAAUAUAGUCCCGCUAAUUAAUCUGCUUUUGUUUAAAGAGAAUUCGACCUGAUUCACAGAGCUACCAUAUCACAAUAUAGACAUAUACACUCACUUGCCAGUUCAUUAGGUACGCCAGUGAACGCUAAUACGUUCUGUUACAACAGUCCUCAUUCGGUUUUGUUGAAACAGCGCAAGAAAAGUUUGUAAUUCAACUGCGGGAUCACUUUGGAGGAUGUAGUUUGUGCCUAUUUUCAAUUCAAUGCCUAUUUUAAGUUCACAAAACUAUGAUUUACUGAAGGACUGUUAUAUUAGAAUGUGUUCACUAGUGUACCUAAUGAACUGGCAAGGGAGACUAUAUCGAUAGUGAAGAAAUAUCCAGAUUCAGUCUCCUUUUAUUUAAGGUGUAUUGCUAAAUGAAACUAAUAGAAAUUAAAGCGGAGAUCUUAACAGCGAUUCACAGUUCUUAAAACAGGCUGCAGUGCAAACUCAAAGCUCAAGUGGUGUGUAGAGCAGCUUUGAGUGUUUGCACUCGAAGGUGAAAAGAAAAGUGUACUCGCAGUGCAAUAAACAAAGGAAACGGACUCACACACAGAGUAUAAGGCUGCCUCUUAAGUUUAGCUGCAACUGUUUGUUUGCAGGUUCAUGGUUUAGGCAGCAGAGGGCAGCAGAGUUCCGUCACAAUGCAAAGUACAUCUCUCAACAGAAUCACAUUAUUUCACUCUGUCACCACCUCCCUGACUGUGGGCUGGACCACAGGUACUCUGCAGGUGUCUCUCCCCCUCAACCCCCCCGUCUGCUUUCCAGAGCUUUCACAAACCACCUUUAACGUCUGAGCUCGUCCGAGAUCUUGAACUUCUCCCCCCUUCUUUUUUCCUUUUUAAUUUCAAAAGCACUUAAAGUUGUUUGUGGCUCGGUGCUCCCUCUUUUUCUCUUCCUCCUGUCUGCAACCACCACCCCCCUAAAAAAAAAAAAAAAAAAAAUUAAAAAAAAAUCUCCCCCCAGAGACUUGACUUUAAUAUAUCGAGGAGCGCGAGAACACAUCAGUUAGUCGUUUGCACUCUUUAUACCCGCGUCAGUCUCCGCAGAAAACCUCCUUUGGCAAAACUCAGACAUGUGAAUGGUAUGUGUGUUUGUUUUGCUGUGAAGGGCCAAUUUGUAUACAUAUGAAUAUAUCAAUAUACAUAUUUUUUAAAGCAUUUUUGUAUGUUUCAAAGCUGCUUUUUAACGUGUGUGUAUCAUGGAAGACUUUGGUGUUGUAUGUGUGCAUUACAAGCCUACAGUAAGAGAGGCACAAUGUUGUAUACCAUGAUGUUGUUUCUUUUUUUGUUUUGUUUUUUUUUCCUGUGUUUUCUCUCCCAUUCGUUCUCUCAGUAGGCUGUAACACUUUAACAUUGUUUUCUAGGUUGAUAAAUGUUUUAUCCUCUUCUUUUUUUUUUUUUUUGUGCAAACGAAUAACAGUUAAAACGUGUUUAUGAACACAGUCUCUAUUUAAAAUACUUGGGGCAACAAACAAAACGAGAAAACGACAAAAAAAAAAAACAACCCAACAAAGAUGUAAACAAGCAACUGUGUAUUCUCAUGAGAAUGAAUCAAACUUUUAGCAGUAAGGAAGCUUCUCUGGUGCCUUACAAAUAAAAGACGUGAUUGAGAGUG
Messenger RNA from Mugil cephalus (flathead mullet), 3940 nucleotides. Its product is annotated as TLE family member 5-like. The record is from RefSeq and is a predicted model, not a curated record. Gene Ontology annotation, biological process: regulation of DNA-templated transcription; negative regulation of canonical Wnt signaling pathway. Gene Ontology annotation, cellular component: transcription regulator complex; nucleus. The coding region runs from base 1 to 639 and encodes 212 amino acids. The transcript has 7 exons. Gene Ontology annotation, molecular function: transcription corepressor activity; protein binding. NCBI's taxonomy places the organism in Eukaryota, Metazoa, Chordata, Actinopteri, Mugiliformes, Mugilidae.